Molecule: messenger RNA, 1974 nt
Organism: Emiliania huxleyi CCMP1516
Lineage: Eukaryota; Haptophyta; Isochrysidales; Noelaerhabdaceae
Product: WD40 repeat-containing protein
Exons: 5
Coding region: 1-1974 (657 amino acids)
Biological process (GO): cilium assembly
Molecular function (GO): protein binding
Source: RefSeq, a predicted model, not a curated record
AUGAUUGGCUUCGCCGCCGGGCAAGACGACGACUCCUCCGUCCAGUUCCACCCCACCGAGCCGACCACCUUUGUGAGCUACACGGGCUGCCUCAUCAUCAUCGGCUCCGUGAGCGAUCCGCAUGCGCAGGAGUUCCUCCGCGGGCACGACGAGGAGGUCACAUGCCUCGCAAUCUCGCCGUCCGGCCACCUCAUUGCCUCCGGCCAGACCUCGCACACCCGGGUCGCCGGCUCGGAGGCGGCGGUGAUCGUGUGGGACUUCGCGACUCGCCAGCCGGUCUUUCGACUGCUGGACCUGCAGGACGGGCCGACGGCGUACUCGCGGAACAGCGUGACGCAGCUCGCCUUCUCGCCGGAUGGCAAGAUCCUUGCCGGCGCCGACGAUCGCGCCGACGCCCGGCUCUGUAUGUGGGACUUGCCCACAGGGUUGCUCCAGGCGGCGACCAACACAAAGGCCCUCUCCUUCCUAGAGUUUGGCGAGGCGUGCAGCCCGGUGGUUGCGUCUGGCCGCCGCACGUCGAGCCACGGCAAGUACCUCAUCUACGCUGGACGCGGGCCAGCCAUCCUGCGGUUUACGCUCGAGUUUGAUGUGCGCUCCAUGCAGUACGCCCUGACAGAGGAACGCUUCAAAAUGCCGUCGCAGGGGUUGGCGCGGCAGUACUUCUGCGGCAAGUACCUCCCUCAGGGCGCCGGCUACCUCAUCGCCGGUUCCUCUGCCGGCGAGUUGUGCGUCUUCAACUGCGCGACGAUGGUCUUCCGUGCAGCGGUGCCAGUCUCGGCCGGCGGCGGGCUGCUUCAGCUCGCAACUAGCUCUGCGGGGGGGAAGGAGCUCGUGUAUUGCGGCUGCGGCGAUGGCAAACUCAGGGUGGUGGCCGGCCUCGACCAGCAGUGGACAAUGGAGGGAGAGGUCGCCUUGUCUGGCGAGAUCCGCGGGCUCUCGGCCUCGGCCGACGGCGCCGAGCUGCUCGCGGGCACGUCGCUCGGCGACGUCUACAUCGUGGACGCGGUGGAGCUGCGGCCGAGGCAUGGGCAUCUUGGCGGGCCACGGAUGUCGAGCCACACUCAGCCAAUCCGGUGCCUCGCUUUCGGCGACUCGUCGGAGACCUUUGCCUCGGGCGCGGAGAACGGCGUGCUCCGCCUGUGGGAGCUGUCACACUACACGGUGCGGACGCACAUCGCGCCCUCAGACAACAAGGCCGCGCACCCGACUUGCAUCGUCUACAGCGGAAGUGACCUCGUCUCGGGCUGGUCCGAUGGCUGCAUGCGGUGCCACUCGGAGGACGGUAAGCUACUCUGGUUCGUGCCGCUGACUCACAACGGCGGCGUCUAUUCGAUCGCCCUCUCGCCGCGCUUCAUCGCCACCGGCGGCGCCGACGCUUCUCUCCGGCUGUGGGACUCGGAGACACGGCGCGUCAUCGCUGAGCGCGUCCUCGCCGAGUUUGGCGAGCACCGCGAGCGCUACCGCGUAACGGGCAUCGCAAUCGACCGGAACAAGCCACAUCUUAUCCAUUCGUGCGGCGCCGACAAGACGAUCGUCACCUUUGACCUGAAGCAGGCACGCCGCUCGCAGCACUUUACGCAGCAGGAGGGCGGCUUCUGCGGCCUCGUGCAGUCGACGCAGGGUGAGCAGGAGAUCAUCACGGCCGACACCGCGGGCUGCGUCAAGGUGUGGGACGGCGACGUGCGGCAGGACGCGCCCAUCGCGAUGCUCGUCACUUGGACGGAGCGCGACGAGCUCCAGGGCAAGGAGAAGAAGCUGAACCACAUCGCGCUCGACCCCUCGGGGAACCACCUGCUUCUCUCGACCGCCUCGGGAGAGAUCCAAGUAUGGGAGCUGGCCAACGCGGCAGAGCCGCGGUCGGUCGGCAUCGCCCACUCAAAUGAGGUGACCCAGGCAUCCUUCUCUCCCGACGGCAAGCAGAUUGUCUCUGUCGGUCUCGAUUCAUGCAUAUGCGUCUGGAACUGGUUCGCGUGA